Glycine soja is the source of this 750-nucleotide messenger RNA. RefSeq names its product probable membrane-associated kinase regulator 3. Gene Ontology annotation, molecular function: kinase inhibitor activity. The record is from RefSeq and is a predicted model, not a curated record. NCBI's taxonomy places the organism in Eukaryota, Viridiplantae, Streptophyta, Magnoliopsida, Fabales, Fabaceae. Gene Ontology annotation, cellular component: plasma membrane. The transcript has 3 exons. Bases 1 to 750 code for a protein of 249 amino acids.
AUGGCCAAAAAAAAGGUUUCCUUGGUUGAUGUGGAUAAAAACUACAUUGACACCCCAUCACAGAACAAGGAAUUUGAGUUCCAAACCAAGAAAGUGUCCUUGAGAACAAGAUACCCAGCUGAUGAACUCUUUUUCAAAGGAAAACUCCUUCCUCUUAACCUUCUUCCUCGCGUUCAAAUGGUUGAAAAGCUCAUUGAGAAUGCCGAUGCCACCACACCUCUCCAAGCUUGGACCAUCUCUCCCUCAGAAUCACGCAAGACCAAGCGAUUCAGGCUGGCUCAAAGGCUUAAAGCUUCAAAAACUUACGUAAAAACUUUGUUCAACAAAUAUGGUUGCUAUGAUAAUAGUUGUGCCAAUGAUGCCGCAACAAGCCAUAAGAAGAACGUGAAGGAUGAUGCUAGGAAAAACAAAAACCCAUUUGAGUUUUUUGGCCACAACAAGCAUCAAAGGCAAAGAUCUUGUGUGGUUAAGAACAAUGAUGAUAUGCUUGAAGAUGGCUUCAUUAAUAGCAAUAAAAGGUCAUGCGAGUUGCAAUUGUUAAAUAAGAGUACCAGGGCAGAGCAAGAAAAUUCAAUUAAUAGUGCCAUCUCUAAUUGUAAGAAGUCACAACAACAGGGAAACAUAGAGGGUGUUACAGAAGGUGCUGAGGAAGAAGAGCAGAAUAGAAGGGAAGAAGAAAGGGAGGUGCAAGAAGAAGGAAGGCCCAAGAGGAAGAUCCUGAAGCCCAAGUACUUAAAGGAUUACGUUUAA